This is a messenger RNA of Rhizopus microsporus ATCC 52813, 442 nucleotides long. RefSeq lists its product as uncharacterized. The transcript is spliced from 3 exons. The coding region runs from base 1 to 321 and encodes 106 amino acids. The record is from RefSeq and is a predicted model, not a curated record. Lineage: Eukaryota; Fungi; Mucoromycota; Mucoromycetes; Mucorales; Rhizopodaceae.
AUGUAUGCGCAUAUACUCCGUCUCUUGAAUAGAAGCAAUUCAAUUCUGAAGAAAGAGAAAUGUAAAACAGCAACGAAGCAAGAUUUUGUAGGAGAGUCGGCUAAUUACCCAGAAUCCAAAGUAAUUUCGAAUAGUAUUGCUGAUCGCCAGUUUACCAAGAAUGUGGACUUGAAACGUUUGCUAAUCCCAAGUUUCCAAGUCAAUGGCGAGGAUGGCGAGUUGAAUAUCAUGGAACUUGUAGCGCCAGUAUUGUACACUUCUCAGCAUAUUGGAUCCGUCGAAAUCCCUAACAAUCUUGCUGGUUUACGUGCGCUGAGAUAAAAUGCAUACGAAGAUCGAAGUUCAUGGAGGUAGAAUGAUUAAAUAUGAGCAUUUCUGUGGCGUUUGUAGUUGCUAUAGUUGCUGUAGUAGUAGUGGUAAUGGAUAGAAAGCACAGUGGGAC